Molecule: messenger RNA, 3000 nt
Organism: Prorocentrum cordatum
Lineage: Eukaryota; Dinophyceae; Prorocentrales; Prorocentraceae
Source: the annotation of a GenBank genome assembly
AUGCGCGUCCGGCAGGCGGGAGCGGAAACGGCGGCACCUGGACAUGACCGCGACCCCACGGGCCCAGGCGACCCUGCAUUCCAGAGCUGGGCUGGAUUCCUGGACCAGCCCGCCGUUCAGGCCGCGGCGCCCAGCGACACGGCCGCCGCGUUGCCUGCCCAGCCGGUCUGCUUGCUCUCGCUCUUCGACAGCCUUGGCAUGACGCGCGUGGCGGUGGACGGACUCUUGCGGGACUUCCGCCAUCCUGGAUUAGCCCAGUCAGGCUUCGCCGAGGCUGACGCGACACUUGCCGCGGCGGUUGAGCGCAGCUGGGCCACCCAGGCUCGCCUCACAGGUACGACGCCUCACGUCAAGCUCGCUGGCGACAUCUGGGACCUCUUCCGCGGGGCGGACCCUCCGCUGGCCCGCUUCGGCCGGGGCUUCCCGCCAGGCAGCCUAGUGCUGGUGAUCGCCGGCACCCCUCCCCAGCAGCUGCAUGCCGCGGGCCCGCACCAAGGCCGCCAGGGCCUAUGCGGCGACGACUCGUACCUCUUCUGGACGACACCGCUGGUUGUCUGGAGCCUGCAGGGCCUGCGGCCCGACUGUCACGUUCACGCCGUGGUGGAAAGUGCAGCCGCCACCCGCCCCCUCCAUAGGGCGGCGAUGACCAGGGCCCUCGGCGAUCUCGACGACGGUGGACACGUACUGGUGGUGGACUCCAGGGCAUGGGCUCCUUUCCCGCGGAGGCGCCUUUACCUCAGCACGCUGCCGAUCGUGCUGGAUCCCAGCUUCACGCCUGUCCGCCGGCCGGCUCCCUGGGAGGGCGGCUUCGCACCCCACUGGGACGAUGGAGGUACUGCGCCGAUGACGCGUUCCACAGGGCUCGGGGAUCAGAUUCGGCACAGCACUCCCCAGUACCACCCGCGCACGAUGCUAUACGCGGCCGACGCGCCCUGGCGGCAGCUCACGCUGAACGACGUCGCGGCCCGAUUCCGCCGCAUCCUCCCCAGGCACCUCCUCCCCGCCUUCGGGCUCGUCCUGGGAGGGAGGUCGCUGGAGAACAACCUCGAGGCACAGAGAUUCGCUUGUUGGGUGGAGACCCACGGCGCAGCCCACGGGGUGAGGAUGCCCUCCCCCGCAGAGCGCGCGGCUGCCACGGGCCAUGGGCCCUAUCUCGCGGGGCUCGGACUGGAGGCCCGACAGUUGUUCGAUGCGGUCGGGAGCCAUUUGGACGUGACCGCCCUGCAGGUGCGGCUCCGCGGACCACUACGCGAUUGGCUCCAGGGAAGGACAGGGCAUCCGCGGGCGUACCACGCGCCAGCCGCGUUGCUCUCCCAGUACCGCCGGCUUGCUGCGGACGUGGACGGCCUUCCUGGCCCACCCCGCCCCACGCGCGAGUGGCCUGUACCGCUCGACCUGGUCGGCGACAUGCUUGGCGCACGGCGACCCGCCCAGCGCCUGGCCGGACCUGAUGCGGAGCAUCCGCAGGACGGUCCUGCAUCCGCUCCGGCCGCCGCACCCGCGGUGCCCGCCGCAGCCGUGAUGGAUCCGGACGCCGCCCUCCUCCUGGACGCCCUCGGGCGGCCGCCUCCGGGCGCCCCACUGCCCCGGGCCCGCACGCGUGCUUGGGCAGCGGUCCGGGACAGGCUUGCGGUCGCUCUCGCUGCCGCUGGGGUGUCAGCGAGGGUCCGCUCGGCGAACGCCUUGUGGCUGCUCCUCCACAGGUCCCGGGUGCCGCCGGGCGCCACAUGGGGCCGCCUUUGCGAAGGCCGAGGCCUCUCGCAACUGUUGGCCGCGCUGCGCGAGGACCGCGCGGGCGCCGGCCUCCGCCUCGCCGCUUGGAACAUCAGGUGGCUGGUCGACCCCCACGCCACGAACAAUUCGGCCAAGCGCCGGAUGGUCCAGGGGUGGCUCGACGCUGGGCGCAUCGUCCUUCUCGGGGAGACGCACUGGGGCGCAGCAGAGCAGGCGCUGUGGGCAGCCCAGUUUCCGCCGGCCACGGUCCACUCUUCUCCGGCACAGGUUGGGCCAGGCGGCGGAGCUACCGGCGGCGUUGCCGUGCUGCUCCCGGCGACGCUGCAGGCGACGACCGUUACGGAGCUAGUGCCUGGGUGUGCACUGGCCGUCCACGCGAUCAUCGCCGGCUCCUUGGUCCGUUUCGUUUCCUUGUACUUGCCGCCGGGCGCACAGCGCGCCACCCUGGCGGCCGUGCGCGCGGCUCUUCCUGCAGCCCCCGAGGUGGCCACUUACCUCGGCGGCGAUGUGAACUUCCAGUUGCACGAGCCGCGGGACGGGGAGGAGGAGCUGGCUGCGGAAUUUCAUGCACUUCUCCACGCACACGGCCUCACCGCAGUCACUGGCGCCGCGGUCACACGACGCGGAGCGCGCGGCCCUCCUGCUCAGCUGGAUCUCGUGGCGGCGCCGCUGCGAGAGGCGUGGCGCUGGAGACCACAUUUGGUAUGGAGAUUGCCCCUCUCCGAUCAUGCCGCUAUUCUCGCCGGCCCUGAGGUGCAGCAGGGUACGGCGGUACGGGCUCUCACGCCGGCCACGUUCAAGGCCCUCCCCCAGGAGGCCUUCAUGGACUUGCGGAGGCGGUACGCGCUGCUGGGGCAAGCGUUUGACCUCCCAGACGUCGACCUCUCAGGAUUGCGCCCUGCGGCAUGGGGAGACCGACCGGCGGGCCCGGAGGACGCGUUGCACGACAGGCUCAACGCGGACAUCUACGGCACAGACUACGGCCCGCCCGGAGCCGACGGCGAAGGUGCAGCUGACCCGAGAUUCCUGCAAGCGAGGCCGACCUACCCGGAGGCGAGGGUGCUGGAGGGGGACGCGCUGCUGCAGCAGGAAGAAGAGGUGGAGAAGAUGCCGACGACGCCGGCCAGGAGGACUGGCGCAGGCGGCGCCCCCUGCCGGAACCUGGCACGGAGCUUGCUCGCGCUGCCGCCCGUGGUGGUACCCAUGCGCCUUCUGGACCUACUGGCGAGUGGAUGCGCGCCCUUGGUUGGGACGGCCGCGAGCUGA